This is a messenger RNA of Dreissena polymorpha, 636 nucleotides long. RefSeq lists its product as uncharacterized. Bases 1 to 636 code for a protein of 211 amino acids. The transcript has a single exon. Gene Ontology annotation, molecular function: nucleic acid binding. The record is from RefSeq and is a predicted model, not a curated record. Gene Ontology annotation, biological process: DNA integration. Lineage: Eukaryota; Metazoa; Mollusca; Bivalvia; Myida; Dreissenidae.
AUGAGCCAAAAGGAGCCAAUGAUCAUCCAACCAGUACCUGAGCUACCCUGGAGCAAAGUUGGAAUGGACUUAUGCGAACUAGAGGGUAACAAUUACCUAAUCAUUGUAGACUUCUUCUCCAACUUCAUUGAAGUAGCACCAUUGCAAAGAGACACUCGAACGAGCACCAUCUUAAAACACAUCAAGCAAAACGUGGCUCGUUAUGGAAUCAUGGACUCAAUCAUCUCGGACAACGGUCCACAGUUCACCAGUGCUGAAUUCCGAGAAUUCAUCGAAAAAUAUGGCAUCACCCAUAUUACGUCGUCGCCUUUGCACCAACAAACAAACGGCCUUGCUGAAAAGGCUGUACAAACCGUUAAAAAUCUAAUUAAAAAGUGUAGCGAAACAGGGGACGACAUCUACUUAGCCCUGUUAGAACUAAGAAACACACCACGCGAUAACAUCGGAUCACCGAUGCAACGUUUGAUGGGUCGACGCGCAAAAACACUAAUACCUAUGAAACAACAUUGCGACAACCAGAAGCAACCAAAUGAAAAUGUCGCACCGAAGUUGUUAGAAUUUCGUGAAAAGCAAAAAUUCUACUACGACCAACCACGCGAAGAGCAAGGACAAAUCUUCAGCCAGGGGACGCAGUAA